Messenger RNA from Rosa rugosa (rugosa rose), 1248 nucleotides. Its product is annotated as probable calcium-binding protein CML48. Bases 295 to 1104 code for a protein of 269 amino acids. The transcript is spliced from 5 exons. Lineage: Eukaryota; Viridiplantae; Streptophyta; Magnoliopsida; Rosales; Rosaceae. The record is from RefSeq and is a predicted model, not a curated record. Gene Ontology annotation, molecular function: calcium ion binding.
UCCAAAAUUAUGUCCAUCGUUAACAGUCCUAAUUAGAAUGCGAACAGCGACCACCAAAAUAUUUUUGGUAAUGCAAACAACGUUAAGCAUUAGGCAAGCGCAUGAGAAGUGGAGAACCUUCACUGCAAUAACCCCCCACGCGCUUCCGUGGAACACAGGGAUUCAUUCACACGCCACCCUUAUUGAACCGCCUCAAACUUUGAAUGCGUUCAAAACCAUAACAAAUCCCCUGACCAGGUGCUUCUCCUCUCAAUUUCACCCAAUCCAAGAAACACACGUUCUUCUUCUUCUUCAAUGGCUUUUUCUAAUGCCGACUAUGGUUCUAACUCAUACGCUCCUUCUGCCCCAUCCCUGCCCGACUCCCCUGAGCACCAAGAACAAGAAUAUUACAGCACCACCUUUUCAAAUGAUCCUCCUCCUCCUGCGGCCAGAAAUUACUACUACGGGAACAGCAAGCCUUUCUCACAAUACGGCCGUAGUUACGCCCGUAGUUACGGCCAUAGUUACGCCCGUAGAUACGAGGGCCCGUCUCCUUCUUCAUAUGGGGAAUCGGGAGGGGAUUUUCCACCCGGAACCGACCCGGCUGUGAUUAGCAGCUUUCAGAUGGUGGACAAGGACAGGAGUGGCUUCAUUGAUGACAAUGAAUUGCAACUAGCUCUUUCUUCUGGCUACCAUAAGUUUAGCCUCAGGACCAUUCGCUUGCUAAUGUUUCUCUUCAAAAAUCCCGACAAUGAUUAUAUUCUAAAACUCGGUCCUAAGGAAUUUGCUGCACUCUGGAGUUGUCUUGGUGAAUGGCGAACCAUGUUUCAAAAAUAUGACACAGAUAGGAGUGGGAAGAUUGAUGUGCUGGAGUUGAGAGAUGCACUGUAUGGUCUAGGGCUUGCAGUCCCUCCUACUGUUCUUCAAGUUUUGACUUCCAGGUACGAAGAUGGAAGUGGGCGUCGGGCUGAACUCGAUUUUGACAGUUUUGUCGAAUGUGGGAUGAUUGUAAAGGGCUUGACUGAGAAGUUCAAAGAGAAGGAUCCGCGAUAUACUGGUUCAGCAACGUUCAGUUACAACGCAUUUAUGUCUAUGGUCAUCCCAUUUCUUGUGUCAUAUAAUUGACUUUCCUCUUACUGCUUUAGAUGUAGUGUUCAAAAGGUUGUACAUCACAUUCUUUUAAUUUUUGAAGAGCUGGCAUUUUAUAUUUGUUUGCAACAAACUUGUAUAUAUAUCUGAGUAAGAAGAGGGGAUGUUUCUGUGAAUGAA